UCAGAGCUGAAGUGUUGUGACCCAGGACCCAAGUAGGUAGUAGGAAACUCAGUCCUUGAAAAAAACAAACUUUAUUCGAACAGCUGAGAAUUACUUCAUUCCCAGCAUCGUUCAACUCAAAUUAAAACAAAUUCCUCCCAACACAAAUUCCUCAGUCCUAUCGCAAACCUCGGUCCAAUUAGGCAAACUGCCAAAGGCCUUGGCAAAUGUUCAGAAAUCACAAAAAUAAAGGCAAGACAUAGAUGAAGCAGAAGACGAAGCAGAAGCUACAACGUUGUUUUCCGGCAAAGCUCAAAUGCCGUUGCUGGUCUGUUUUAAGCCUUAUGGGAGGGGCUGAUCAUCUCUUGGCCUUACUCCCGAGUUGUCCUCUCUGCUUGAGCUGCUCUUGCCUUCUGGCAGCUCUUCUCAUGCGUGCAUUAGGAACAGGCUCCUGCUGCUCCUCUGCCUCACUACUAUCAGCCUCUGGAGGCUCUGGAGUCCGCACCUCCCUCCCCGAUGGCCCUGGCCUCACCUCAGCCUCAUCGCUGUCCGACUGUUGCCAGCUCCGCAGGCUACUGGCGGACCACAACAUGAAGAAGCUUCUUGGACGAGAAGCGAAACAUCUUCAGAGGAAAGCCAGAAAGUCCUGUUGCCCCUUGAAAAAGCACCUUUGGGUUAUGGCCAAAGCAGAGAAUUUCGAACUAAUUCUAUGUCCUUCUGGAAGGCUGAUUUUUUUUUUCUUAUAAAGGUGGCACGAUCCCCUAGUAGUUCUUCUAAUUUUAUCCUCCGUCUCCAGGCAGGGAAACCGGUCCAUCAGAUUUCCAGCUGGGGGCUGCGACACCAGUGCCCUUGAGUUGCCAUAGGUAUUGGGCUGAACCUAAGCUAUAAAGCCAUCCGUCUGGAACGCAGCGGCCCCAUCGGACUUCACCAUGGAUCGCUGGGCCGUUCUGGGUUUUGCCGUCCUCGUCUGCCUGGAGGCAGCGGGAGCCGCCAAGCUGGGCAUCGUAAACACCGAAAGUGGGUUUGUGGAAGGCGUCAACAAAAAACUGGGCCUUUUUGGAGAUUAUAUGGAUAUCUUCAAAGGAAUCCCUUUUGCUGCCCCCACCAAGACCUUAGAAGACCCCCAGCCUCACCCCGGCUGGCCAGGUACGCUUCAGGCUAAAGAAUUCCAGAAACGUUGCAUGCAGUCCAUUCUUACCCAGACAGACGUGCGGGGCUCUGAAGACUGCCUCUAUCUAAACAUCUGGAUCCCUCAAGGGAAGAAGCAGGUCUCCACCAAUUUGCCGGUGAUGAUCUGGAUUUACGGCGGGGCCUUUAUCUGGGGAGGCGGACAGGGGGCCAACUUCCUGAAGAAUUAUUUGUACGACGGGGAGGAAAUCGCCAGCCGCGGGAAGGUGAUCGUGGUGACUUUCAACUACCGGGUUGGCCCGUUGGGUUUCCUAAGUACCGGAGAUGCAGCUCUGCCAGGCAAUUAUGGGCUCAAAGAUCAACACAUGGCUAUCGCUUGGGUCAAGAGAAACAUCAAAAAUUUCGGAGGAGACCCUGACAACAUCACAAUCUUCGGGGAAUCUGCUGGCGCUGUCAGCGUCUCCUUACAGACCCUGUCACCGUACAGCAAAGGUUUGAUGAAACGGGCCAUCAGCCAGAGUGGAGUCGGUCUAUGCCCUUGGGCCAUCCAAAAAGACCCCCUAUACUGGGCUAUCAAGACUGCGCAGAAAGUGGGCUGCCGGACAGACAACACCACCGUCCUGGCCAACUGCCUCCGAGUUACCGAUCCGAAGGCACUGACCCUCGCUUACCAUCUGGAAGUCACCAACUUGCGCUACCCGUUGGUCCAUUAUCUGGCUUUCACCCCGGUGGUGGAUGGAGACUUCAUCCCCGAUGACCCGAAGAACCUCUUUGCCAACGCGGCGGAUGUGGACUACCUCCUCGGAAUCAACGAUAUGGACGGACAUUUCUUUGCUGGCAUCGACGUGCCGGCCAUCAACCGUCCCCUGGCGAAGAUCACCCCGCAAAACGUCUACCGAUUAAUUCAGGGACUGACGGUCGAGAAGGGCCCUGCAGGAGCCGACGCGGCCUACGCCGUGUACACACAGGUGUGGAGCAACACGGAAAACCAAGAAGUCAUGAAGCGGACAGUGGUGGAUCUGGAGACGGAUUAUAUCUUCCUGGUUCCCACUCAGCAAGCACUUCAGCUGCAUCAAGAAAACGCCAAAACUGGCAAAACCUACAGCUAUCUCUUCUCCGAGCCCUCGCGAAUGCCCGUCUACCCCGGUUGGGUAGGGGCGGAUCACGCCGAUGAGAUUCAGUACGUCUUCGGCAAACCGUUUUUUACCCCCUUGGGUUACAAGGCCCGGCACAGGAAGCUCUCCAAAGACAUGAUUGCUUAUUGGACCAACUUCGCCAGGACUGGUGACCCCAACCAAGGAGAGUCCCAAGUCCCCAUCGCCUGGGUGCCUUACGACACCAAAAGCGCCUUCUACCUCGACAUCAACCACGACAUCAACUACGAGUCGGUGAAGCAAGGCCUGCGCGCUCUUUACGUCGACUUCUGGAACGUGGUUUACCGCCACCUCCCCGACGCCCGAAUCGCUGGGAAGCAAGAACAAUAAUUUAAAAAAAAAACAAACCAAAAACGAAAACCCGAACCCCGCCUCUGCUGCUCCGUACGUGAAACCAGAAUCCAAUAAACAAGAUCUCGCUCUAUUGAUAUCUUCCCCGUUUGUUCCGCCUGCGGAAGUCCCAAAUUCCAGCAUCUCUGUUGCAUUGGGACACACACAUACACACAGAGAGAAAGAGAGAGAGUGAGUGUUAAAUCUUGUCUAUUAAUUUUGAAAAAUGAGCUCUCCGGCAGUUCAGGUUAGAAUUAUGCAGCACACCGGGUGUUCCUGGUGCAACUCUUUGACAACUCUUUAAAG
Molecule: messenger RNA, 2897 nt
Organism: Ahaetulla prasina
Lineage: Eukaryota; Metazoa; Chordata; Lepidosauria; Squamata; Colubridae
Gene: CEL
Product: carboxyl ester lipase
Exons: 12
Coding region: 909-2591 (560 amino acids)
Biological process (GO): synaptic vesicle endocytosis; presynaptic membrane assembly; neuron cell-cell adhesion
Cellular component (GO): cell surface; postsynaptic specialization membrane; synapse
Molecular function (GO): signaling receptor activity; triacylglycerol lipase activity; neurexin family protein binding
Source: RefSeq, a predicted model, not a curated record